AUGCAGGUCGCUCCAUCGACGAUGAAGAUAUUCGUCGCCUGUUUCGUCACCUGCGCGCUGUUAAACCAAGAGGUCGUAUUCGCAAGCAGCCUCGACGCUUCAGAAAACAAAGAGAAUGAUGGCCAAGUAGAAGACGUAGAAUACAUAUUACCGACUACGUUGGAGGGUUUUUCGAUUAAUAAUCAUCAGAAGUAUGGAAACACAGGGCAACAGCAAAUCGAUUUAAAGACAUCGAGCGCAAAGUCGUCCGCGACGAGUUUCUCUUCGUCCACGCGAGAAACGUCAAAAAAUGCGGCGUCAUCGGCGGCGCUUUUGUCGGCCAUGAAUGAGAAACUCGACAUCGGGGAAGAGAAAGCGACACUGAAAAUGGAAGGAGGAGCUUUGCACGAAGUUCUAACCGUAAGAGAACCGUUGUCCAAGGAGAAAUCUGUUAGCAAGAGUUCAGGUACUGAGAUCAAAGGGAUUGAAAUUCCAAAAUUGAAAACUGAAAUAGGGUCGACGGAAUCCAAUUGGCACGAUAUGAAGGAGGAAUCUGAGGGCAAAGGGAAGAAACAGGUUGUUUCCAAGACCUAUGUGACGGAAGGACCGGUGGUUAAAACUUGGAGCUGGUCUACUAAGGUAAAUGAAUCGAAGAGUUCUUCCAGCGAGGAAAUACGACUUCUUAAAGAGGCAAAAAUGAAGGCUGAAGCUAGAAUUAAAUUAGAAGCAGAGGCGCGAGCGAAAGCCGAGAUGGAGGCGGUGGAAGUUCGACGGCAGCUGCAGCUUAAAUUGAAGGCUCUUAGACAGGCGCAAGCAAAGAUUCAGGAGGAGGCAGCAGCUCGAGCAAAGGCUGAAGCUUUGGUGGUGUCGGAGUCCAAAGCUUUGGUUGCCGCGCGAGCAAUUGCAGAAGCUAGUUCGGCAGCAGCUGCACAGGCGAAAGAAAAGGCGAAGGUGGAAGAAGAAGCUCGUUCUCAACUACAGACUAAAAUCGUAUCGAUACUCAAAACUCGUAGAACCAGCAAAACGGAAGUUGUAAUUACGGAAGAAAUAAUCGAGAAGGCGAAACUCUCAGCAGAAGCUUCUACAGUCGCUAGCGAGGCUGCAAAGGAAGCUGCGCGAGCAAUCAGGAUCGCGGCUAUGGCUCGAGCAAACGCCGCUGUGAAGGCCUUAGCUGUUCAGAGGGCCACCGUUGUUCAGUCAAUCGCUGUUAGUAAUGCUAACGCUGCGGCUAGUACGCUGAAGCUUGCACUUGAGCAAGCUAUAAUUUCUUCAAAAUCUGCGUUAGCUUUACAAACAGAAGCUUUUGCCAUAAUGAGCCAGGCGGUAAAGGCAGCCGUCGCCGAAGGGGCUGCUGUCGAUUACGCGAAACAUAAACUUGCGAUACUUAUAAGCGUGUCUGCUAGAGCGAAAGCUUCCUCAGAAGCGGCUGCUAGUGCGUCUGCAGCUACUGCUGUUGCGAUUAAUAAAUUAGCGAGCUUGCAGAUGAGUAAUGAGAAAAUUGCUAGCGAUGCUGCUGCCACGCAGGAAGUUACAGUUUCGAGAGCAGAAACUGCGCUCGUGGAAGUUAGAGCAGCGGCUAAGGAAGAAAUGACCUCUGUGGCUGAGGUGGAUGUUCAAGGUUCCACAAUUGAAGCUGCGGCUGCAGCUCACGCGAAUCCGAUUCAAGGCGUGAGAAAUGGAGUUGUCAUCGGAUUGGGUUUGUCUGGUACUCUAAUUAAUGAGCAGCAAGCGGAAGUACUGAGGCAGACAGUCGCAAAUUGGAAGAGUGGAGAGAAAGGAGGGAUUGGGGGUCAUUUAUUUCCAAAGUAUGAAUAA
This is a messenger RNA of Eufriesea mexicana, 1794 nucleotides long. RefSeq lists its product as uncharacterized. NCBI's taxonomy places the organism in Eukaryota, Metazoa, Arthropoda, Insecta, Hymenoptera, Apidae. The record is from RefSeq and is a predicted model, not a curated record. The coding region runs from base 1 to 1794 and encodes 597 amino acids. The transcript has a single exon.